Molecule: messenger RNA, 2605 nt
Organism: Zingiber officinale
Lineage: Eukaryota; Viridiplantae; Streptophyta; Magnoliopsida; Zingiberales; Zingiberaceae
Product: indole-3-acetic acid-amido synthetase GH3.17-like
Exons: 4
Coding region: 286-2091 (601 amino acids)
Cellular component (GO): cytoplasm
Molecular function (GO): acid-amino acid ligase activity
Source: RefSeq, a predicted model, not a curated record
CUGUUGUAAGUGCACCAAUUCCGAAAAUUCCAAUCCAAUUUACGCUUGUUUAUUCCUCCUCCCCCUGAUCCUCGCCUCAGAAGCCACCAAGAAGUAGAAACCCCAACUCCACAGACAAGUCCCAUGAGUGUGAGAGGGGGCGUGGGGGGAGGAUCUUUAUAUAUAUAUAUAUGAUCCCAACACCUUCGAUCCCUCCUCAGCUUAACGGCAUGGCUAUUGUUUCUAUUUGAACUGAAUUCCUCCACCUUGUUAUUGUUGUUGUUGUUGUUUUGAAGAGGCAGAUCGAUGGUGGUGCUCAGUUGCGAUCCCAAUGACUUGGAAGGCAGCAUGCGGCUCAUAGAAGAGCUCACCUGCAAUGCUGGCCGAAUCCAGGAGGAGGUGCUGCAGGAGAUCUUGGAGAGGAACUCGGGGACGGAGUACCUACAGGGGUUCCUCCGUGGCCGGAGCAGCAGCGAGCAGUUCAAGAAGCAGGUCCCCGUGGUGGAUUACGAUCGAGUUAAGCCCUACAUCGACCGUCUUGCCAAUGGAGAGCCUUCGCAGAUCAUCUCCACAGAGCCCAUCUUAGAGCUCCUAACGAGCUCAGGGACUUCAGGCGGGAAGCCGAAGAUGAUGCCGUCGACGGCGGAGGAACUCGACCGGAAAACCUUCUUCUACAAUAUCUUGAUCCCCGUGAUGAACCGGUACGUGGAGGGGCUGGAGGAGGGGAAGAGCAUGUACCUGCUAUUCGUGAAACCGGAGAUCAACACGCCGUCGGGGCUACCGGCUCGGCCGGUGCUGACGAGCUACUACAAGAGUCGCCACUUCCGGAACCGGCCGUUCAAUAGGUUUAAUGUGUACACGAGCCCCGACGAAGCCAUCCUCUGUUCAGACUCGAAGCAGAGCAUGUUCUGCCAGCUGCUCUGCGGCCUGGUCCAGCGCAACGACGUGCUCCGGGUCGGCGCAGUCUUCGCUUCCGCCUUCCUCCGCACCGUCAAGUUCCUGGAGGAGCACUGGCGCGAGCUGUGCGCCAACAUCCGCGCCGGUCAAAUCAGUGACUGGAUCACCGACGGGCCCUGCCGCGAGGCCAUCAGCAGCCGAGUAUUAGCGCGGCCGAACCCUGCGCUCGCCGAUCUCAUCGAGGCGGAGUGCGGCCGGGAGGCAUGGGAAGGCAUCGUGCGGCGGCUCUGGCCCCGGACCAAGUACGUCGACGUCAUCGUCACCGGCUCCAUGGCGCAGUACAUUCCGCUCCUGGAAUUCUACGGCGGCGGCCUCCCGCUGGUGUCCACCAUGUACGGCUCCUCUGAGUGCUACCUCGGCAUCAACCUCCGGCCUCUCGACAGGCCGGCCGACGUCUCCUACACCCUCCUCCCCAACAUGGCCCACUUCGAGUUCUUGCAGGUCGUCGACGACCGGACCGACGCCGACGUCGAAUGCACCUGCGAUCUCAAGGUGGUGGAUCUCGUGGACGUCGAGGUCGGCUGCUACUACGAGCUCGUUGUCACCACGUUCACCGGUUUGUACAGAUACAGGGUGGGCGACAUCCUCAAGGUGACCGGUUUCCAGAACGCUGCUCCGCAAUUCAGGUUUGUGCACCGGCGCAACGUGGUGCUCAGCGUCGACUCCGACAAGACCAAUGAGGAGGACCUCCUCCGGGCGGUGACACGUGCCAAGCACCUGCUCGAGCCGCUAGGGUGGCUGCUGACGGAGUACAGCAGCUACGCCGACAGCGCUUCCAUCCCCGGCCACUACGUCCUCUUCUGGGAGCUCCGGACCACGGUCGGGAGCUCCGACAACGACGGCGUCCCGCUCGACUCGGCCGUCAUGGAGAACUGCUGCGCCGCGGUCGAGGCCAGCCUCGACGCCGUCUACCGGCGGUGUCGGAACCGGGACCGCUCCGUGGGGCCGCUGGAGAUCAGGGUGGUCCGCGCCGGUGCGUUCGACGCGCUCAUGGACUACUGCGUCUCACGGGGGUCGUCGGUGAACCAGUACAAGACGCCGCGGUGCAUCAAGUCGCCGGAGGCCAUCCGGCUCCUCGACGAGGUGGUGGUGGGGAGGUUCUUCAGCCGUAAGGUGCCCUUUUGGGAUCCCUGUGAUCCUUCUUCUUCCUCGUGAAGCAUGAUCUGCUCUGACGUACGUGACUAAAGAUGCACGGAAGGUGUUCGCGGUUGGUCCACUGUCAGUUCAGUGAUAACAGUAUGCUGGAUUGAUGAUUCAGGUUUAUCUCCAUUGAUCGAUUUGUCAACGUCAUGAUGUCGAAAUUAGUUUGAAGUUUGCAUCUGUUUGCAAAUUAAAUAAGAAUAUAAUAACUUACGCACGAGCACACAGGGCUACUGGAGAAGAGCAGGGCCUAUCACUGUGACGAAGAUAUGCCGAUUCCUAAUCUAACAUGCAUGCAUGCAUGACAUCUGACCACAUUAAAUGGGAUGUGAGGUGUUGGUUUCAUGCGGUUAAUUUGAUUGGAAGUGGUGUGUCCUGAUGCAAUCCAUGGCUUCUAGUGGCUUCAGGUGGAGGACAAGGGUGCCUCUCCUGACCUGACCUGACCUGGAUAGGGAUAAACAACCCCCCAUCAAAUUUUCUGUCAAAUUAUUGCUCCAUAAUUAUUGCUGUCUUUUGCCUUGAUCAGGUU